Molecule: messenger RNA, 546 nt
Organism: Bipolaris sorokiniana ND90Pr
Lineage: Eukaryota; Fungi; Ascomycota; Dothideomycetes; Pleosporales; Pleosporaceae
Exons: 3
Coding region: 1-498 (165 amino acids)
Source: RefSeq, a predicted model, not a curated record
AUGCCUGUCUAUGCCAAAUGGUGCCUGGGCAAUGGGAACGGUAGCAUUCGUCAUGCAGCCCUUCGGCGACGUGUGCAGCCCUCAGCGACGGCCUCUGGUGCAUCCUGCACCCAUUCUACUAUCAUAGUGGGCGACUAUAUGCCUCUAUUGGGUAUAGCUACCGCUGCCAGCCCUCAGCUGAACCGGCCAUAUCUCCACACUGGUAUUUUGGGAUGCAGGAACCAACGUUCGUCUGGUAUGGAUUUACUCCCCGAACGAAGAGCUGGCAGUAAUUUCCUGACGGGGAAAACGCUCGCAGACCUUAUUCACCCACACAGCAAACAAUGUACGCCUCGAAGCUUGACUCCCGAUCCUUAUCCAAUACAUCUUGCAUGCUCUCACACGUUCCUUCGGCUUCUCGGUCACUCGGCAUUGGGAAAUACGCCAUGUUCGGAUGGCCCCAAGGACAGCCACGAGCGAGCAGGCAUUGCGGCAGACCAGGAGACCGGGAAUAACUGACCAGCAGCAAGCACAUGGCAACAAUAACCCCUGAGGAUAUGGCUGGAC